Osmerus eperlanus (European smelt) is the source of this 5458-nucleotide messenger RNA. RefSeq names its product guanine nucleotide binding protein (G protein), alpha 13b (gene gna13b). Gene Ontology annotation, biological process: Rho protein signal transduction; adenylate cyclase-activating G protein-coupled receptor signaling pathway. Gene Ontology annotation, cellular component: brush border membrane; heterotrimeric G-protein complex. The transcript is spliced from 5 exons. Bases 46 to 1170 code for a protein of 374 amino acids. Lineage: Eukaryota; Metazoa; Chordata; Actinopteri; Osmeriformes; Osmeridae. Gene Ontology annotation, molecular function: G-protein beta/gamma-subunit complex binding; D5 dopamine receptor binding; GTPase activity. The record is from RefSeq and is a predicted model, not a curated record.
GCGAGCCCAAACCCUCCCUACUGUAUCGAUGAAGUUGUUUCAAAGAUGGCGGAUUUCCUGCCGUCCCGGUCCCUUUUAUCUGUAUGUUUUCCUAACUGUCUCCUUACAAACAGUGAGGCAGAUCAGGUGAGGAAAUCUAAAGAGAUCGAUAAAUGUCUCAGUCGGGAUAAGACGUAUGUAAAACGGCUAGUGAAGAUUUUGCUACUCGGAGCGGGCGAGAGCGGCAAGUCCACUUUCCUCAAGCAGAUGCGCAUCAUCCAUGGGCAAGACUUCGAUCAGAGGGCCAAAGAAGAGUUCAAAGGCACAAUUUUUAGCAAUGUAAUAAAAGGCGUGCGCGUGCUGGUGGACGCCCGGGAGAAGCUCUGCAUCCCCUGGGGCGAGCCGUCCAACCAGAAGCACGGGGAGACGGUGAUGGCGUUCGACACGCGCUCGGCCCAGGGCCAGGUGCAGGCCGGCCUCUUCCUCAAGUACCUGCCCGCCAUCAGGGCCCUGUGGGCCGACACGGGCAUCCAGCACGCCUACGACCGCCGCCGCGAGUUCCAGCUGGGGGAGUCGGUGAAGUACUUCUUGGACAACCUGGAGAAGCUCGGCCAGUUGGACUAUCUUCCCAGCCAGCAAGACAUCCUUCUGGCCCGGAAGCCCACCAAGGGCAUCCACGAGUACGACUUUGAGAUCAAGAACGUGCCCUUCAAGAUGGUGGACGUGGGGGGCCAGCGCUCGGAGAGGCGGCGCUGGUUCGAGUGCUUCGACUCGGUCACGUCCAUCCUCUUCCUCGUCUCGUCCUCCGAGUACGACCAGGUGCUGAUGGAGGACCGGCAGACCAACCGCCUGAGCGAGUCUCUCAACAUCUUCGAGACCAUCGUCAACAACCGCGUGUUCAGCAACGUGUCCAUCAUCCUGUUCCUCAACAAGACGGACCUGCUGGAGGACAAGGUGAAGAGCGUGCCCAUCAAGGACUAUUUCCCCGAGUUCGGCGGGGAGGCGCACAGCCUGGCCGACGUGCAGAGCUUCCUGGUGGACUGCUUCCGGAACAAGCGUCGGGAGCAGCAGCAGAAGCCGCUGUACCACCACUUCACCACGGCCAUCAACACUGAGAACAUUCGCCUGGUGUUCCGUGACGUCAAGGACACCAUUCUGCACGACAACCUAAAGCAGCUCAUGCUCCAGUGAAACGGCCGCGCAGUUUUUUUUUGUUGUUUUUGUUUUUCGGGUUGUUCGUUUUUUUUGUUUUUUUUUUACGUGAGGAGAGAGAGUCGCCUGAACCUAGCUCCUCCCCCUCCUCUGUUUUCAACUGUCACUUUUGACCCCCCCCCCCCCUCCCUGCCAUCCAUCGAGUGUAGAACCGCACCACCUAUCUUGCCUUUCACCAAACGUCUUUUAUUAUUAGUCAUUUUGAUUUUAUUUGUAUUCUUCUUUUGUGUGCACGGCCAUCGUAGUCCUGACCUAAAACCACUGUACAGCCGUGUGACACCUCUAAUCUCCUGUCUCAGAUGGAUUCUUCUAGAACGUCCUGUACCGCUCCUCUGUCCACUCUGUUGGACAAACUCUGUAACUUCUACCCAGGCUGUGGAAGGUGUGCGUGCGUGACGUGUGUGUGUGGGGGGGGUCAAAGGCUGUCUCGUAGAAACCAAGGGCGGGGCAUGGUGGCCACCAAGUCAGGGUGGAUGUAGGCGGAAGGUGUAGCGAUGGCGUGGCUGUACUGACCUGUACUCCCCUCGCGGGCCUUGACAACUGCGAGCGUUAAUGCUUCCACCAUCACCACCGCGAAAUGCCAGUACCGCCGCAGGGUGAUGCCCACCACCCCUCUGCGUGGAAAUGAGGACUGUUCUAGAUGUUUCUGGGGCCUUUUCAAUUGGGGGGGGCUUGUUUUCUGCACUGUACUAAUCUUUGAAUUAUUCCACUAUUGAGCCUUCUGUACCACUGCCUCCUCAUUGAAAAGGGCUAACUCACACACACACACACCGACACACACACACACUCCUGACUCCUGAAUCCUGAUGCCCUCCUUAAGCUGAUUCCUGCCAGGUAUAGCUGUAGGUUUCACAUGUUCUCGCGUUUUCUUUGACUUUUACUGUAAUUUCUAGGUGGUUCUUUUUCCUCUGGUCUUUUUUGUUUUCGUUUUUCUCUCCACACUCACAUAAAGACGCGUAUCUAUCUAGACUUUGUCUCUUUAGUUCCGUGUCCCAGGCGACUGCUGAUGGGCACUGCUAGGCAACGGAGGAAGUAGAGAACACACACGGCACUUGCGCUGCAACCACAUGAAUAAGUAAUAAUAAUAAAAAAAAGAAAAUAUACUGCAACUGUAGCUUUAGUGGAGGGAAUCUAAGCACAGUGUAUUAAGCGAAUUCUCAGGGCACGUUGUGGACCACUUAUUUGUGUAUUAGAUGCAAUGAUACUUGUGCCUAAGCCCUUUACAGAGACACUUUAACUUGGUCGUUCUCUCUCUCACACACACACACACACAAACACACAGAGAGAGAGAAUGGCUGGCAGAAUCUCUUCUGCUUCUCUCGUCUUUCCUUCUUUAACUCCUCCCACUUUGGGCUCUCCUGUUUGCUGUAACUCCUCCCACUUUGGGCUCUCCUGUUUGCUUUAAGCCGCCUUGAGCUCCAGACCUUUAGCCAGCUCAGCUUAAACCUUCCAUCUCCCACAGGGGAAAGGGGGGAAAUAGUUUGUUGCUGCAUUCACCCCCCCCCCCCCCCACACACACACACACACACACACACACACUCUCCUGUCCUUACCGAGAAUAUGGCUUAUUAUUUUGUAAAAUACGAGCUUUUCAACAGAGUAAAAAGAUAGGAAAAUGUCUGGUUAGAAGGCGUGUAGGCUAACUUAACGGUUUAACCAGAAGUGUAGGCUAACUAGCGGGUUUUCUUCAAAUUUUUAUUAUAUUUUUUUUCCCCAAGUGCUACCCUUUCUCUAAAGGUACAAGUUAUUCUCUCAGUCUCCGCCAGUUACUGUCUUGCCGGGUCUGUGGCGACAAACAAAAGGGAUAGCGCCAGCUCGCGUAGUGAACCUUCGGAGAAACGGCUAAGCUUGCGCGGUGUGGCCGAACGCCGGUGUUUGUUUAUAGACGUUUGUACAACCCUGCCUCUCUCUCUCUGUCUGUCUCUCUCUGUCUCUCUCUGUCUGUCUCUCUCUGUCUCUCCCUCUCUCUCUCUCUCUCUCUCUCUCUCUCUCUCUCUCUCUCUCUCUCUCUCUCUCUCUCUCUCUCUCUCUCUCUCCUGUCUCUCUCUCUCUCAUGUCUCUCUCUCUCUCUAUGUCUCUGUCUCUCUGUCUCUCUCUCUCUCAUGUAUAUGUAUAGUUAUGUAUCUCACACCACCUCACCAUUUUUCUAAUCACGAUGUAACCCGUCUUACACAUGUAUUUGUAAGUAUGUAUGUAUCACUGACCCCUGGUGUUUUUAUUACAGAUUUUUGGUGUGUUGUUGCUGGGGGGUUGUGGAUGGGUGUAUAUUUACAGUGAAAUCGGUCUGAAAAAAAAAUGUCCAGGCCGUGCUUUUAUUCUGUUAGUCCGUCUGUCUGUCGGCAUGUCUGUAAACAAAAGAUGCUUGUAUGUUGUUAACACACACACACACACUUUGUCUGUCCCUUGUUCGGGCCUCUGGUAGCUCCAGGCACCCCCUCCUCAAGCUCCAAGUCGGCCCCAGCAGAGAGCCCUUUUGUCUGGGCUCAGACUGUGUCGUGCCUCAUCUUGGCUGGAGGCCCUGGGCUGGGCCGGGGGAGAGAAAGGCAUCCUCUUCCCGUCUGCUAGACCGAUGUGACUGGUCCUAGUGUCUCUCACGCACACGCUCACGCCACCUGAGUCUGAGCAGGCCAAACGGCCUUGUAAUGCUCUUUUGUUGUUGCUGAACCUCUUUUUUGAAGCAUGAACACACACACACACACUUCCUAGGGCCUGUAGUGUGCCGCUGGAAGAUCAUCUCCACAGAUCUCUGCUCCCGAGAAGCCCGAAUAGCCUUAAGAGGAACGCUUGCGUCCUUCCAGGCCGCUUUGAGCCGGCCGUCUUGAAUUGUCCUCCAGUUCUGGACGCCAGGGCUAUCUCGCUCUCCGUCUCCAGGUUUGCCGCUCGCUCGUGCCACUUAUCCUCUGAAGCCAGGUUCCUCUGCCCCCCUGACCACCAGCCAGGGGGGGGGGGGGGGGGGGGGCAGAGCACCCCCCCCCCCCCCCCCCGACCACCAGCCAGGGGAGGGCUCUGCCUGUAAGAAAGGGUGCUUAUGUAGGAAGAGAACCAGUUUGAACAGACCGUUCUGUGCCAUCUUCGUGGCGUAUCUGGCGCACCAGAACUGGGAAGGUGGAGGGGAGUGACUGGGCUCUCUGUGGUGAGGUGCUAUCUGGUGCACCUGGCCCUCCUGGGCUCUCUGUGGUGAGGUGCUAUCCGUGUGCCAGCAACUCAGAACGACAUUUUCCUGACAAACCCAACAGUUGGAGGCUCACUUUGACCGAUGUCGUAUAGCCAAGCGGGUCUCCAGCCAACACACAGCCAUAACUAGUCUAAACGGAGACCUGCAUUUCAGUGUGUUUGAACGCAAGUUUGUUUUUAUUUUUUUAUUUUUUUCAGGCAACGACUAACCUGUUAGCGAGAUGGUAUACUCUGCACCGUAGCGGUGGAGCAGAGAUACUCAGAUACCAGAGGCCUUGUGUUUAAGAGGCCUCAAGCUCCCAAGUUUUAACGCAAACCUUCGGUUUGGAAAAGAGUCGACUCUGGACAAGAUUUUCUUGGUCUGAAGAUUCUGCCUUGAACCUUUUUGUUGUUGUUGUUUUAUAACCGUUUUAAGCGUGUGUCCGGUUCUGUGGCUCUUGUUUUUACAUGCUGCUUCCUGGCCCGUGUGGCGAGCGGUCUCUCUGGGACUCCAGCACAGACCUUGAGCGAACAGAAUGUGAUUCUAGUUCGAAGGAUUCUGCAAACUAAGAGGUGGUCAAACUGUGUAGGGGGUCAAAUGUGAGCUAAGUCACACAGGCCAGUGUUUUGUCGUGCCAGACUGCACCACUCCACGGCGAGACUUCAGAAAAUGUGUAAACGAGAAAUAAGGAACACUCCAAAAUAAUGGACACGUUGGUGACGUUGGUUUCUAAUGACGCUGAUGCCACUGCUGUCCCAUGUGUUUGGCUCUGUGUAAUCAAAUAAGUUUAUUAGGAGAGGGAAAAUAAGAUAUAUAUGCAAAUGAUCUGCCAAAAUACACUGAUCUAGUGCCUCCUAUUCCGAGUUCUGCCUCUUUAAUUUUCUCCAAUCAAGUUGUCUUAAAGUUUUAAUUUUUUACUUAGGUUUUUCAAAUUUUGCCUCUGAGGUAUUUCCGUGCCCUCAUAUCAAGAUUCACAUUUGUGUACAAUGAUUCCAAACCUUAAUUUCUCUCAACAGUUUUUGGAAAGACAAAAAAUGCUUUCAUUGUACAGUCUAACUUAUACUGUCUUGCCCUUACUAUCCUCUCAAUAAAACAAACCAUUUUUCAAAAUAA